GAUCUGCGGCGGGGAACGGUAAACGCUGCCUUCCAGGUAUCGCGGCGGAUGUGGGAGAAGAACCGUGACCUAGGCUUUUUGGAGGGCCGCCUCAAGGAGUGGACCAUGCCCAUGCAAGUCCGCAACGGCAAGGAAGCUCGCGAACAGGCGUGGGGUUUCGAUGCGACCAAGGUGCAGCUCCCCGGACUGGGAGAUUCAACCUCGUCGCUGUAUUCAUCUGAAAAGGAGUUCCUAUAG
Molecule: messenger RNA, 237 nt
Organism: Aspergillus niger
Lineage: Eukaryota; Fungi; Ascomycota; Eurotiomycetes; Eurotiales; Aspergillaceae
Exons: 1
Source: RefSeq, a predicted model, not a curated record